AUGCUUGUUAAAUCAUUUCUAGUUGCCCUGCUGGGUGCAUCUGUGGUCAAUGCCCACAUGAUCAUGACUCAACCAGUUCCCUAUGGCAAGGAUACGAUCAACAACUCUCCUUUGGAGGCUGCAGGUGGCGAUUUCCCCUGCAAACUGCGUGGGUCCAGCACCUACGAGGUGACCACUGAGAAUCAGAUGUCCGUUGGGGGCACUUACCCUCUACGCUUUGAGGGUAGUGCCACUCAUGGUGGAGGCUCAUGCCAGAUCAGUCUGACUGAGGAUCGGUCGCCAACCAAAUCAACCACUUGGAAGGUCAUCAAGUCUAUCGAAGGCGGGUGUCCCGCUAACGUCACUGGUAACAUGGGCGACAAUGCAAGUGCGGAGGACCCUUAUCAUUUUGACUUCACGAUUCCCGAUGGGAUUGAGGCUGGAAAGUACACUCUUGCCUGGACCUGGUUCAACCGCAUCGGCAACCGUGAGAUGUACAUGAACUGCGCUCCUGUCACUAUCUCCUCAAGCUCCUCCAAGCGCUCGGUGGAGGCCCCAGUGAUCGAGAAACGUACCGCCAAUUUCCCUCCCAUGUUUGUUGCCAAUGUCAAUGGCUGCACCACCAAGGAAGGCAUUGAUAUCCGCUUCCCUCAGCCUGGUGAAUAUAUCCAGUACGCUGGCGCUGCCCAAAACCUCGCUCCUGAAGGUGAAGCCGCUUGUACCGGCACUGCCACCUUCGCUGGCGAAGGUGAUGCCGCUUCUGGCUCCUCCAGCUCUAGCUCUGGUUCUGGUUCUUCUAGCUCUAGCUCUGAGUCUUCGACCGCAUCAGGUAGUGCCCCCACCGAAGCUUCCUCCCAGGCUCCAGCUGCUGUGCCAACUACCAGCACAGCUCCUGCUGCAUCAGGUGUUCCCAACUCCCCUGAAUCAACGGGCUUCUCAACUGCUCCCGCCUCGCCCUCAUCUUCCAGCACUUCCAGUUCUUCCAGCUCGGGUACCCUGAGCGGCUCCUGUAGCCCCGAGGGUGAGUGGAACUGCAUUGCCGGCACCUCUUUCCAGCGCUGUGCCAAUGGACAAUGGUCCGUUUCUCAGCAGCUAGCUGCCGGUACCAAGUGCACUGCUGGUCAAAGCUCGGAUCUGUCGAUCUCUGCGGCCAAGAUGGCACGCGAAAUAUCAGCCAUGCGCUUCCGCAGGCGUACUAUCGGAGGCUCAGCCCAUGCUUAG
This is a messenger RNA of Penicillium macrosclerotiorum, 1200 nucleotides long. Its product is annotated as lytic polysaccharide monooxygenase AA11 family protein. Bases 1 to 1200 code for a protein of 399 amino acids. The transcript has a single exon. The record is from RefSeq and is a predicted model, not a curated record. Lineage: Eukaryota; Fungi; Ascomycota; Eurotiomycetes; Eurotiales; Aspergillaceae.